GGUGAAAUUUGGUUUUAGUACAGUGCGAUGGAUGACGUUGCGUCGGUGAAAAUAGAAAAUGCAAAUUUGCGGAAAAUUCAGAAUAAAUUGCUGCAAUGGGAUGUAUCAGACAAUCCCUUGGCCCCUCUGACAUCCGUUCAGAAAGAUGUCAUCUACAGUUUAUCCCUACCUCCAGAGGAAGAUUCUGGGGUAGCAAAGGAGCUCCAGAGGGAAGAAGAAGUGGUACCAGGAGACUUUCUUAGUGAUUCACUGAGAGAAAUUGAGAGUGGGAGCGAGUCUAUAGACACAUUCCGAAAGUUUCUAUCGUGGUGUGAUCGAGUGAAUGAUGAGAUCCUGGAUGAAGAGGAUUCGCAUCAUCGGGACUUUCUGCAGCAUCUGAAGGAGCGCAGGGAUGAUUGUGAUGUGCUAUUGGAGCAGAUUAAUGGAACCCUGCAGAGUUUGAAGCAACUCGAGGGUGAAUUUCAAUUUGUGUCCACGAACACAAGUUCCCUGCACACAGCCAGUGAGAAACUUAUUGAAGAUCAGGAGCGACUCAGUGGAUUGGAUGGGGAGAUAAGGCAGAGACUUCAGUAUUUCACCCAGUUAGAUACCAUUUCGCAGAAACUGCAGAACCCAACGCUCUCAGUGCUUGGAGACAAUUUUGCUGAGAUCCUCAACAAAUUGGACGAGAGUGUUGAGUAUCUCGAGAAUCAUCGGGAUUUCAAGGAUUAUGGUCAGUACAUGGGCAAGUGUAGGCAAUGUCUGGCGAAGGUGGUACAGAUGAUGCGAAGUCAUGUGAUAAAUGUCCUCAGUACGGCCACAGAGCAAGUUCUGGCUCCCAAAAAAGCUCCGGAAGGUGCUAAGCCACGUGAACAUACCUCAGACACUGCUUUUGCCCUCUUCUACGGAAAAUUCCAGGCAUCAGCACCAAAAGUGAAGCGUGUGACCAAUUUAAUUGAUCAAAGACGAAAUCGAUGUCCGGAAUACGAGAGUCUCCUGCAGGAUCUUCAUGAGUUUUACCUCUCGCAGAGGCGAGUAGUGAUGUAUCCGGGAGUUGGAGCAGCUCUUCAGGACCUCACAGCAACUCAUCGAGGAGAUCACUGUGCCCUGGUGCGAGCAGCAUGUGCCUUCCUGGUUCAUGUCUGCCAGGAUGAACAUCGACUCUUUCUGCACUUCUUUCCCAGUCAUUCCCGCGAAAUGAAUGGCUUCCUCGAUUCCCUCUCCCUCCAACUCUACGACACUCUCAGACCCUUCGUGGGGCAGAUUGCUCACCUGGAGACCCUAGCUGAACUCUGCAGUAUCCUGAGGACAGAGAUGUUGGAUGAACAUGUUCAUCACAGCCCGGAUUCUUUGGCUCCAUUUGGGCGAGUCAUCAAUCAACUCCUGCACGAUGUCCAGGAUAGGCUAGUUGUCCGUGCCAGGCAUUAUAUUCAAUCCGACAUUUUGUACUACAAGCCAUCAGCAGGCGAUUUAGCCUAUCCGGAUAAACUGGAAAUGAUGGAGAGCAUCGCUCUGUCUCUCCAAGAAACCCCUCCAUUCCUUCAGCGGGCGGAUUCACGUGCAUCAAUGUUCUCCAUGACAUCACAGGAGGUCGAUUCGAUCAAUUCACAGGCUGAAAGCCAGAUGCGUUCCCGGACAGGAAAUUCUCCAGCUGAUUUGCAUGGGAUGUGGUAUCCAACAGUUCGGAGGACUCUGGUGUGUUUAUCUCGCUUGUAUCGUUGCGUAGAUCGACCGGUAUUUCAAAAUCUUUCCCAGGAAGCUCUAACCUAUUGCAUCCAAUCCGUUUCUGCAGCAGCCAAUCUCAUUCAGCAACGCAAAACCAAUCUCGAUGGGGAACUUUUUGAGAUAAAACAUUUGCUGAUUCUCCGGGAACAAAUAGCACCGUUCAGAGUGGAUUUUAUUGUUAAGAAGACCAGCUUGGACUUUAGCAAGAUGAAGACAGCUGCCUAUGGAUUGAUUCAGAAGCGAGGACAGCUUUUUGCUUUUGGCAGCAAUAAUGCUCUGCUGGAGUUUCUGCUUGAGGGAACGCCACAGGUGAAGGAGCAACUUCUGGACUCCCGGAAAGAUGUCGAUAGGCAUUUGAAGAGUGUCUGCGAGAUUUUCAUACGGGAUGCUACGCAUCUUCUAGUGGGUAAUGUUUUGACUUUUGUCGAUUCCAUGACCCAAGCACUAGCCAAUCAGCCGGCUGAGGCUAAACAUCCCGAGAUGGCGCCUCCACAUGUUGGUCAAAUUGUCCAGGAGGCUCAGAAGAAUAUCAAAUUGAAACUUAGUGGACUUCAGAGAGCCAUGCAGUUGUAUUUGGCUAACAAAGAUACCGAAUUCAUCCUCUUCAGGCCCAUUAGGAACAAUAUCAUUGGGGCUUUUGUGAAACUGGAGCAGUUCUUGAGCACGAUAGGGAAAUUUUCAAAGGAAGAUCUUGCCAUUGCAGCAUGUCCUUCUGCAGAUCAAAUUUCUGUUCUUCUGAGUGCCAGUGUUCUAGCAGAAGGUGGUUCGGGAACUAAUGUUAGUGCUCCCAGUAGGAAAUCCACCUCAUCAUCCGUGGAAAAUGAGAAAAUCCAGGAAGAAAUGUUGAAAACAUCUCCAGAAAAAACCGAGACAGAAUUGCAAUAAACAGAUGCUUUUAUUCUUA
Molecule: messenger RNA, 2608 nt
Organism: Phlebotomus papatasi
Lineage: Eukaryota; Metazoa; Arthropoda; Insecta; Diptera; Psychodidae
Gene: Cog3
Product: conserved oligomeric Golgi complex subunit 3
Exons: 5
Coding region: 28-2589 (853 amino acids)
Biological process (GO): intracellular protein transport; Golgi organization; intra-Golgi vesicle-mediated transport
Cellular component (GO): membrane; COG complex; cis-Golgi network
Source: RefSeq, a predicted model, not a curated record